CCUCCCUCUCGGGUGUCUGAGUUAGCGGACUCGUCGUAAAAACGGAGCACUGAGCACUGAGCACUCGAGCUUCACCUGCACCUGCAAUUGUCCACUCCACUUCUAAGAAUAACCCCCGAACCUGACCUGACCCAGCACCCUGCCGGCCCCACUCUCUCUCCACUCCCAUUACUCCACCGACCUGGCACUUCCAUUACGAGCUAUAAGUUUCCUACUCCCGGCUUUCUGGCGAAGUAGUUGUACAUUUUUUUUGGUCCUUCCAUUUUCUCUUCUUCUUCUUCUUCUUCUUCUUCUUCUUCUCUUUUCCAUCUUUUUUUCGCCCGUGUCUUACGCCUGCCUUCCUUAUUUACGUGACGUCUUGUUGUCCCAUUGCAAAUAGAGACAGGCACCUUCCGGAAAAGUGUUUUGUGUUUUGCUCAACAUUUCAAACAACUAUGUCAGGAAAGAUGGGCGACAGAACGGAUCCCCCCAGCGACACGAAAGUCCGAAAAACCCGAGCAAGUAAGCCAAAAGUCAAGACGGGAUGUCAGACGUGCAAGUAAGUCCAAUUUUCCAGAUCCCCAUCACUCAAUUGGGGUGGUUGCAAAUGCGUGGUGUCAAAAGUGCUAAUGUAUACCCGAAAACAGAAUCCGAAGAGUCAAAUGCGACGAGACGAAGCCCAGUUGUCUUCGCUGCGUGAAAUUUGGCCACCAAUGCGAUGGAUACGUGAGCAAACACACCACGAAGCCAUCGCAAGGAAGUCCAACGGGUGCAUCAAGAAUGCUCGUUCCCAAAGGCCCAGGAAGCAGCGGGAGUAUCGGAGAAGGCAAUGGCAUUGGCAUUGGACUUACAUGCGGGACGAGCCAACACUCGACGUCCUCAACCCCAAGCACAAGCCCAUACAGCCCAGCAGAUACGAACAUGUCAUCGCCCACCUUUACGAGCUCGAAUACGAUACACCGAUCUUCAAUGCCCAAACUUUACCCGGCGCCCAUGCGUUCGCCUAAUUCCAUCCCAAGUUAUGAUACCAUUCACACCGAACUGCAAAGGCAAAAUUACUACCAAAGUCAAAAUUAUACACGCUCCAUUCUUCACGAGACCAAGGGAUAUGAUCAGAGAGCCUUUGAGAAUUUUUGUACGGCUACCUUGCCACCCUCGUCGUCAUCCUGUGCCGUCUCCCGACAUGCAUGGACCAGCACGGUGUCGCGAGCCUGCAACGAAUCGGAGGAGAUCUUGCGCGCGGUCGUGGUCCUGGGGGGCUUCGACGUUGAUUCUCCAGCAGGGAGAAGUGGUGAGUGGACCGGUGUCGGAACCUUGCGCCAUUUCAAGGCCUGGCAAGGGUACAUGAAACCUUCCUCGAAGGAUUUCUAUCACAGUCGGGGAUUGAGUGUGGGGAGGGAGAGAGAAUUGGGUAUCGGUGGGAGGAAGACGUUGUCGGAAGGGGAACGGAAUGAUUGUUUACCAUCGUGGAGAGAGCAGGAGGAAGAGGAGACGGGUAGUUUGGGUCAGGAUGUGGUUAUUGGUCUGAGGUGUUUGAGAAAAUGGGCGUAUCAUCAGCAAAUGCACUAUGGAGUCGAAGGGCAGAUUCCCAGAGACCGACAGCUUAUGGGAGAUUUGGCAAAGAGCUUGGAACUUCGAGCUGGAUUAUAUGCUUUGCAAGUUUCUUCCGACGCGAGGGAAAGAGAACAUUCACGGGAUAGGGAAAGCAUGGAAAGAAGUGCUGAUGAGAUGGAAGUAUGAAAAGAAGCGCUGAUGAGAUGGGAGUAUUAAAAGAAUCUUGUUUCUUGGGCUGGGAGUUUUUCUCUUUUGUUUAUUUUAUUUCGGGCGUACAUAUAUUUACUGUACAUUUUUUGGUUGUCUUCUCUUUUUUUGGGGCGAGGAUUUUUUGGAAGUUUUAUGCAGAUGAUACCCAAUGAAUCAAUCGUUUUCCAUGUACUUACUAUAAAGUAUCCCAUAUUCCCUGCCCUGUCUAUCCGCCAAGUGAGUAUUUCCUUUCUUCUCCUCCUUCUUUGCUUUUUUCUUACAAACAUACCAGAUCCAAUCCAAUUCUCAAUUCCAAUAUUGAAUAAUUGGCAAUCCACAGAAGAAAAGAGAUCAAUGAUGACAAACCCAAAGCCAAGGCCAAAAGCUGAAAACUACCAAAAUCCUACGGACCUAAAAUAAACCCUCAAACAAGCAAAAACAUCCCCGCACAAAGAAGAUCUCCGAUUCUUUACCUUGCAGUACUUAUGUUGGUGGCUUAAUCGGCUUUAGUACUAGGACUUGGAGUAGGUCUAGGUCUAGGUCUAGGGCUGAAGAAAAAGGAAGGGGAUAUGGAUAUGGAUAUGGAUAUGGAAAUAGCUCACACGCUAUAGAAUAGAGUGAAGUUGUAGAGGGAUUUGAGUCAUUACUCAUUCACUCACACAGUCUAUUCACUCUUCCCUAAACCUACAGCACACCACGUGGAGAACACCUGCUCCGGUCACCUCAAACCCCUUCCAUUCCAAUCUAUUCCACGUGGUCCCUACCUUUCUCCGUCCUAGCCUUGCGACGUUAACAGCUUCGCAUCUUACUUAUUCGAGAGCGUAGAAGCGAUUGGAAUUUGGGAAGACGUGGGCGGCGUGUGGGCGUAUUGGCGUAUUGUAUACGAGGUUAGAGUGUGUGUUUGUGUGUGGCGUGGAGGUACUUGUGGAGGUCCUUCUGGUGGGGUAGGUUCUUUGGAUGGAGAUGAGAGGAGGUGAGAUGUUGAGCUUGAGGCUUAACUGACCACUGCGAUACUGGGAUCUCUGUUACCUCGCUGUUUGGGGC
Molecule: messenger RNA, 2766 nt
Organism: Hymenoscyphus albidus
Lineage: Eukaryota; Fungi; Ascomycota; Leotiomycetes; Helotiales; Helotiaceae
Source: the annotation of a GenBank genome assembly